Molecule: messenger RNA, 390 nt
Organism: Cetraspora pellucida
Lineage: Eukaryota; Fungi; Glomeromycota; Glomeromycetes; Diversisporales; Gigasporaceae
Source: the annotation of a GenBank genome assembly
AUGCAAAAAGUUACUGAAGCACUUGGUGGUUCUGAAUAUGUUACAUUUUUCUGUAUGAUUCUAUCUAUUUUAGAAUUGAUGAAUAAGUUAGGUUGCUCUAUAGAAGGUUCAGAUAAAUCAAAUAAUACAAUAAAUUUUGAAAUGAAUGACCUAGAAUUUGAUGAUAAUGUUGAAUUUGUUGAUGCACAGAAAGAGAAAAAAGAUUUGUCGAAUGAAGAAUUAUUUCUUGCAUACCUUCUGGAUCCGAGAUUUAAAAAAUUAAGAUUUGCAAUAUCAACCCAACAACUCCAAGUCAGAACUGCCCUUCAAGAAAAAUAUAAUAGUCUUAAAUCACUUUGUCAAUCUUCACUAACUCAAACAAAUCAGCCUUUAGAUUUUUAUGAUGAAUAA